Messenger RNA from Daldinia childiae, 1248 nucleotides. RefSeq lists its product as uncharacterized. The coding region runs from base 1 to 1248 and encodes 415 amino acids. The record is from RefSeq and is a predicted model, not a curated record. NCBI's taxonomy places the organism in Eukaryota, Fungi, Ascomycota, Sordariomycetes, Xylariales, Hypoxylaceae. The transcript has 2 exons.
AUGUCCGACGACGAUAUUGAAAUCACUGCGUCGCGAAGCUCGCGUCGCAAUGCCGACAGACGAACCCCGCGAUUCAGUUGGAACUUAGCUUACGAGGAGACCUUCUUCAGAUCGUUAUGCGAGUCUAUGCAGAUGGGAUAUAAAGAGAAUCAUAGUUUCAAGUCGGGUGCUUGGGAACGCGCUGCCAUCGCUUUACGCGACAAGCAUGGAGCUUAUCCUGAGAAGAGUCACCUCAUCAAUAAGGCCGACAACGCGCGCAAGAAGUUCCGCAUGUGGAGAGGAUUAAGAGAGGAUCCCGAAUUUUUAUAUAACCCCACUACUAGAAUGGUUACAGCAAGUGAAGAGGCAUGGAGAAGACACUUCGAGAAAGAACCGUUAUCAAAAGCAUUAAGGGGUCGUCCUUUUGAUCAUGAAGAAUAUAUGGAGAUUCUAUUCCCCGAUGUUGUCGGUUCCGGAGGUGCACCGAAACGUAUUAUGAAGCCGAGACGGAGAAACCCCGACGGUAGUUUAGGUAGUUUACCAGGUAGACCGAGCACAGCAGAUCAAACCGUCAUCGAUCCCUCCCUCGACUCGAAUAUAUACACUCAGAGUCCGGUCCAAAACCAAACUCAGCAAACCCAACCUAUAAGCCAACCGGUGCCGACUCCUUCUGUUCCUCAGCCUAUGCAGAGACCUUCAUCAACAACCAUCCCUCCUCGAACAUCCAUAACCGCAAAUCCAAGUGCUCUUACGCCACCCGAUGAGCACGUCCCGAAUACCCAAGCGCAAAAACGGCCGAAUCCUAACCCGAACCCAAACCCUAAUUAUCCAGAGAAGCGUCGCGGUAGACCCUCGCGCUUUUCUUCCAACUUCUAUACCCAGCAGUCCACUAAUACGCCAUCCUCUUCUUCCGCCGCUCCUCGCGCUACUAGUCCCUCUGCGCCGCUUGGACUUCAUUCGUCCUUUACCUCUACCAACCUCGUCGAAGACGGCAUCUUAUCUCUAGCUGAGGCCCUCAAGACCCGUAGCCCGCCUAAAUGGUCAGAACAGGCGGUUGAGAUCUUUUUCCGCGAAUUUGCAGAAGAGGAUGCCGACUUGCAGCUAAAAAUCGCCGAGAAAGCUCUCACCGACGAGAAUAAAGCGAUGGUAUUCGUCAAGAUGACACCGGUGUUGCGGCGACAUUGGGUAGGCAGACUUAGAGAAGUCCACAUGCGAAAUCUAGGUGGCGGACUUGGCCUAGGAGGACGAGUCGGAGAGGAGGCUACUUAA